CCUCCUUCAUUCUGGAACCUUUGCUUUCUUAAGAGUGAGAGGAUUAUUUUUCUCCGUGGCUGUCCACUUUCUACAGAGAACACAUCCAUGAAAUAGUACCAGAAGACCCAAAAGCCAUCGAAAUCAUAAAACUUUGGAAUGGGCAGGCACGGAAUGGUUCUUCUUGAAGACUCUGGAUCUCCUGGUAAAUGUGUCUCAGGUUAUAAAAGAAUUUUUCAUAUAGGUUUCUUCAUCCUAGCUGUGACCUCACUUGUCAAUGUCUCGGCUGUCACUAAUUCUCCCGGAGGAAUGAAAAAGGAACUAAGACUGACUGGUGGUGAAAACAACUGUAGUGGGAGAGUGGAACUUAAGAUCCAUGAGAAAUGGGGGACAGUGUGCAGUAACGGCUGGAGCACGAAUGAGGUUUCUGUGGUUUGCCAGCAGCUAGGAUGCCCGACUUCUAUUAAAGCCCUUGGAUGGGCUAACUCCAGUGCAGGCUCUGGGGACAUCUGGAUGGAUAAGGUUUCUUGUACAGGAAAUGAGUCGUUUCUCUGGGACUGCAAACAUGAGGGGUGGGGAAAGCAUAACUGUACCCACCAACAAGAUGUUGGAGUGACCUGCUCAGAUGGAUCCAAUGUGGAGAUGAGACUGGUGAAUGGAGCCAACCGGUGUUUAGGAAGAGUAGAAGUGAAGUUCCAGGGAAAGUGGGGAACAGUGUGCGAUGACAACUUCAGCAAAGAUCAUGCUUCUGUGGUUUGUAAACAGCUUGGAUGUGGAAGUGCCAUUAGUUUCUCUGGCUCAGCUAAAUUUGAAGCUGGUUCUGGACCAAUCUGGCUUGACGACCUGGCCUGCAGUGGGAAUGAAUCAGCUCUCUGGGACUGCAAACACCGAGGAUGGGGAAAGCAUAACUGUGACCAUAGUGAGGAUGUCGCAGUGAUUUGCUUAGAGGGAGCAGAUCUGAGCCUGAGACUGACAGAUGGAAUGUCCAGAUGUUCAGGAAGACUGGAAGUGAGAUUCCAAGGAGAAUGGGGGACUGUGUGUGAUGAUAGCUGGGAUGUCCAUGAUGCCUCUGUGGUGUGUAAGCAACUGGGGUGUCCAACUGCCAUCACUGCCACUGGUCGAGUUAAUGCCAGUGAGGGGUCUGGACCAAUUUGGCUUGACAAUAUUGCCUGCAAAGGACAUGAAGCAGCUCUUUGGGAAUGUAAACACCCAGAGUGGGGAAAGCAUUACUGUCAUCACAGAGAAGAUGCUGGGGUGACUUGUUCUGAUGGAUCAGAUCUGGAACUGAGACUUGUAGGUGGAGGCAGUCGCUGUGCUGGGACUGUGGAGGUGGAGAUUCAGAAGCUGGUAGGGAAGAUGUGUAGCCGAGGCUGGAAACUGACAGACGCGGACGUGGUUUGUAGACAGCUUGGAUGUGGGUCUGCACUUCAAACACAGGCUAAGACCUACUCCAAAACCAAGGAGGCGACAAAUACAUGGCUCUUCCCUGGCACUUGUAUGGGGAAUGAAACUUCUCUUUGGCAAUGCAGAAACUGGCAGUGGGGCGGCCUUUCCUGUGAUCACUAUGAAGAAGCCCAAGUUACCUGCUCAGGUCACAGAGAACCCAGACUGGUUGGAUCAGAAAUUCCAUGCUCUGGUCGCGUGGAAGUGAAACACGGCGACACGUGGGGCUCCAUCUGUGAUUUUGACUUGUCUCUGGAAGCUGCCAGCGUGGUGUGCAGGGAAAAAGAAUGUGGAACAGUCAUCUCUAUACUAGGGGGAGCACAUUUUGGAGAAGGAAGUGGACAGAUCUGGGCUGAAGAAUUCCAGUGUACUGGGGAUGAAUCCCAUCUUUCGCUGUGCUCUCUGGCGCCCCCUCUGGAAGGAACUUGUACCCACAGCAGGGAUGUCAGCAUAGUCUGCUCAAGAUACACGGAAAUCCGCCUGGCAGAUGGCAAGUCCUCCUGUGAGGGAAGAGUAGAGAUCAAUGUGCUUGGAGCCUGGGGGUCCCUCUGCAAUUCUCACUGGGACAUCGAGGAUGCCCAUGUCUUAUGUCAGCAGCUUGGCUGUGGAGUUGCUCGUUCUACUCCAGGAGGAGCACAUUUUGGGAAAGGAGCUGGUCAGGUCUGGAGGCACAUGUUUCACUGCACUGGGACUGAACAGCAUAUAGGAGACUGCCUCGUGACUGCUCUGGGUGCGCCGACGUGUUCCGAGGGGCAAGUGGCGUCUGUAAUAUGCUCAGGAAAUAAAUCCCAGAUACUGUUGCCAUGUACGUCAUCAUCUUCGGUCCAAACAACGAGCUCUACCAUUCCGAAGGAAAGUGACGUUCCCUGCAUAGCGAGUGGUCAGCUUCGUUUGGUAGGUGGAGGUGGUCGCUGUGCUGGGAGAGUAGAGGUCUAUCACGAGGGCUCCUGGGGCACCAUCUGUGAUGACAGCUGGGAUCUGAUUGAUGCCAACAUCGUGUGCAAGCAGCUGGACUGUGGCGUGGCUAUUAAUGCCACUGGUUCUGCUCACUUUGGAGAAGGAACAGGGAGUAUCUGGCUGGACGAGAUCAACUGCCAAGGGCAAGAAUCUCAUAUUUGGCAGUGCCACUCACACGGCUGGGGGCGCCAUAACUGCAGGCACAAGGAGGAUGCAGGCGUUAUCUGCUCAGAGUUCAUGUCUCUGAGGCUAACCAAUGAAGCCCAGGGAGAGACCUGUACAGGUCUCCUGGAAGUGUUCUACAAUGGUACAUGGGGCACUAUUGGCAGCAGCAAUAUGUCUCCAACCACUGUGGGGGUGGUGUGCCGUCAGCUGGGCUGUGCAGACAAUGGAACCGUGAAACCUACACCUUCAGGCAAGACAGCAUCCAGGCCCAUGUGGAUAGAUAAUGUGCAGUGCCCAAAAGGAGUUAACACUUUGUGGCAGUGCCCCUCAUCACCAUGGGAGCAGAGAGAGACCAGCAAUUCCAAGGAGGCUUGGAUCGUCUGUGACAACAAAAUAAGACUGAAGGAAGGACACACAGACUGUUCUGGACGUGUGGAGGUGUGGCACAAAGGCUCCUGGGGAACCGUGUGUGAUGACUCCUGGGAUCUUAAGGAUGCUCAGGUUGUAUGUAAGCAGUUGGGCUGUGGUCAAGCUGUGAAGGCGCUAAAGGAAGCAGAAUUUGGUCCAGGAACCGGGCCCAUAUGGCUCAAUGAAGUGAAGUGCAGAGGGAAUGAAUCUUCCCUGUGGGAUUGUCCUGCCAGACCAUGGACUCACAGCGACUGUGGGCACAAGGAAGACGCUUCCGUGCAGUGCCUCCCAAGUGAGUGUCAACAACCUGGACUGAGCUGGACUCUUUGGUAGCAACGACAAGCCAGGUUUGUUGCACUCUUGAUCAUGGGGGUCAUUAUAUUGGGCCUUCUCGUCACAUCCCUCUUGUGGACUCUGAAGCGAAGACAGAUUCAGCGCUUUGCAGUUUCCUCAAGAGGAGAGAUUUUGAUACAUCGAGUUCAGUACCAGGAGAUGGAUUCAAAGGCGAAUGAUCUGGACCUGCUAAAGUCCUCAGAAAAUUCCAAUGAUUCAUUUGGCUUUAAUGCUGAUGGACUAAUGUCUCUGUCUAAAUAUCUUCCUAUUUCUGGAAUCAAAAAGGGGGCCAUUCAGAGGCACACUGAAAAGGAAAAUGAUAAUUUAUAAUCCACGAAGACUGAUGUUUAAGAAAACGUGACAUGACAGCCAGCUAAAUGGAGCAAGAGCCCAGCCCGUGCA
Molecule: messenger RNA, 3687 nt
Organism: Acomys russatus (golden spiny mouse)
Lineage: Eukaryota; Metazoa; Chordata; Mammalia; Rodentia; Muridae
Gene: Cd163
Product: CD163 molecule
Exons: 16
Cellular component (GO): membrane
Source: RefSeq, a predicted model, not a curated record